This is a messenger RNA of Gadus chalcogrammus (walleye pollock), 2773 nucleotides long. RefSeq names its product transmembrane protease serine 2-like. The coding region runs from base 163 to 1626 and encodes 487 amino acids. NCBI's taxonomy places the organism in Eukaryota, Metazoa, Chordata, Actinopteri, Gadiformes, Gadidae. The transcript is spliced from 15 exons. Gene Ontology annotation, molecular function: protein binding; serine-type endopeptidase activity. The record is from RefSeq and is a predicted model, not a curated record. Gene Ontology annotation, biological process: proteolysis. Gene Ontology annotation, cellular component: membrane.
CCGAGGGUUUUUGCUGUGGAACAUUUUCAAACACGCUCGUGUGCACACAUUGGCGUGGUGUGCUGUGGAACGAGGAGCGCCUGUUUACUGAUUAAGAGAGGCGGUCCCAGGAAAGGAGAACAGACAUGCAGAAAGCCGCCUUUCCAAAGCAAAAGGCUCAGAAUGGAUUCCACACAGCCUACUGCGCCCCACCACGACAACGCGGGCUUCAGGGACGACAACGAUAGACCUCCGUCCUAUAACCAGUCCCAGGGCCUGUACCCUACCGUCCCACAAUGGUCCCCGCAACCUGUCGUCAUGACCAGCACCAGCGUCCCACAAUGGUCCCCGCAACCUGUCGUCAUGACCAGCACCACUGUCCCACAGCCCCUUCGGAGAAUAGAACCAAAGAGUAACAGGAAAUAUGUGUUUUGUGGACUUGUCGCCUCCACGCUCAUCAUGUUCAUCAUGUUAGCGGGGGGAGUGUUGAUAUGGUACUUCGCUUUCUUCCAGAGAGGGCUGUCAUGUGAAGGUGCCAUUGACCUUAAAGCAUCCCAGUGGUGUGACGGCGUCAGAGACUGUACUGGAGGAGAGGAUGAGUCCAAUUGCCUUCGCCUCCAUGGGACCGACUUUGUACUGCAGAGCUUCUCAGCCAGCAGCCAGACCUGGCAGCCUGUUUGUGCGGAACGCUGGAGAGACGACUUGGGCAGAGCUUCCUGUAAACAGAUAGGCUACUCAAGUACCGAGUUUGUUUCCUCCACCCAGACGGGUGCAGGCUCUCUGGGGACGGGAGGCUACAGCAAGCUGAAGCCAGAGUCCUACCAACCGGGUGACCAGAUUCAUUCACACCUCAGAGACAGCCAAACGUGUAAUUCCAACAAAGUUGUCAGUCUGCGCUGCAUUGCGUGCGGUGACAGUGAGACGGGCCCAAGUGCACGCAUCGUGGGCGGGACCCCUGCAGAUAGGAGGGCCUGGCCCUGGCAGGUCAGCCUGCAGUACUACGGCCAACAUUUCUGCGGUGGCACCAUCAUCGGCCAAUACUGGAUCCUGACGGCCGCCCACUGCUUCCCAUCCGAGCCGUCUGAUACAUCUAUAUUGCGUGUCUACUACGGGGGCGUUCGCCUGAGUUGGAUGUUUUCCAGUGCGUCGGUGCGAAGAAUCAUCGUCCACAAGGACUACAACAUCGAGCCCCAGGCCAACGACGUGGCUCUCCUGAGGCUCAGACGACCUCUGACCUUCACCCAGGAUGUGAGGCCGGCAUGUUUGCCCAACGUCGGCGUGAACCUGAACCCAGAGCGAAACGCCUGGACCACCGGAUGGGGUACUCUGAGGACUGGAGGGGUCAGCCCGGAUGAGUUGAUGCAGGCCGAGGUGACCAUUUACAGCAGAGACAGGUGCAACCAACGGCACAUAUUGGACCAACAGGUGACUGAAACCAUGAUCUGUGCUGGAAAGUUGGCUGGAGGAGUGGAUUCAUGUCAGGGGGACAGUGGGGGACCACUGGUGGCCAAGGAAGGGGGUGUGUGGUGGCUGGUUGGGGACACCAGCUGGGGCGUUGAAUGUGCCUUACGGAACAAACCAGGGGUGUACGGCAACGUGACCUACUUCUCGGACUGGAUCCAUAAGCAAAUGCAGCUGGACUUUUGAAAUCUCUUCAUGAUAUAUUUGAGGACAUGUUGGUUUCGUUUGAUUAUUUUAAUUAUUAGAUUUCAUCAAUAUACAGCAUUUUAGAUGAUUUAUUUUUGAUAUGGCAAAGGGACUGUGUAUAUUGAUCGAAAUUUGUGUUUAUUCUUAAACAGAUAGAUAUUUUAUAUAGUUUUUGUUUGUGUUUUGCUACUGGUUAUUCAACUUUUAUGCAGCAUGCAUAUGAUGGACACAGGCAUGACAGAACUUGAAAACAGACACAUUCUUACGAUAGUUAAUGUACUGUUGAUGUGAUAGCACUUUUAUCCAGCCAGAAUGUCUUUUUCCAAGUUUCAAAUGAAUUAGCUUUUUCUUUAAAGACAUAAUGUGUAAGAAUAAGUUAUUCAACAAGCUCAAUGACAGUGUUCUGUCCACUCUAACUGGCUGUGCAGCUGUGUGACGCAAGUUAGGGUAGCUCGGCUGGCUGGAUGGCGUGAGUGGAGAGGAUGUUGAUGUAAGAAUGAAAACAAAGUCUGAAUUUGGAUGUGAUUUAGUGAUAAUAUUAUUGAAAUCACUAUGGAUCAGACUAUGAAUCCAGGUCAUUUCAAACAGCAAGCUAAUUGAAAUGCGACACAUAGUGACUUUAAGUAGAUUUUCAACACUCACUUUAUACAGAACAAUAUAGAAACAAUAUAUACUUGUAUAUAGGGUUAUAUAUACAUAAAUAUAUUUAUAAAUGUAAAUGUGCCUAUUUGUUUUGGUUUCAUAUUAACCAGAGCAACACAUCGUUCAAUGAUUACUUGAUAUUGAUGUAGAAAGAUUCAUAUUAGUUACAUACAAAAAACAGAUCUAUAAUAGGAUACUUAGCCCAAUUACUUGAAGAAGUUAACUGUUUUUAUUUCCACAAUGAAUCAAGAGUUAAGGUUUGCAAUUGUUUUGGGGAUGAACUAUACAAACUUAUGUAGCACAUGAUGUCUAUCUCAAUAGUCUGACGAUUCUAGACCAUUUCCAUCAUCAGUUUGCAUUAUCCUGAAAUUCCACAGGUAGCUGCAUUUAGAUGCAAACUAACUCCUAAUCAAGUGCCUAAUUUGUGUAUCGCGAUACCAUAAAUGAUGGUAAUUCAUGUCAAAUAAUUAAAUGUUUACAAGAAUAAAGAUUUUUUUAAAAAACA